Molecule: messenger RNA, 276 nt
Organism: Geodia barretti
Lineage: Eukaryota; Metazoa; Porifera; Demospongiae; Tetractinellida; Geodiidae
Source: the annotation of a GenBank genome assembly
AGAAAUGGAACAAAUGUCACUUGCAUUACUUUUGUUGGGAAUGAUGUGUGUAACAUGACUGCUACCAUCUAUGUUACAGAUGUGCCUAAAUCUAUUAAAGCAGUAGGUGUUGUAAACCGAGAGAAGGACACAGUAGUACUAGAGCUAGGAGAUAUGUUUGAUGAAGGAGGAGUUCCAAUUGAUCACUACAUUAUUCAAGUGGACAAUGGCACACAGUUGGAAACUCCAGGCCCCACUUACAGUUUUUACAUCAUGUCAUACUACACUGUCAGCGAA